Messenger RNA from Sitophilus oryzae (rice weevil), 1478 nucleotides. Its product is annotated as mediator of RNA polymerase II transcription subunit 19-like. The coding region runs from base 96 to 809 and encodes 237 amino acids. Gene Ontology annotation, biological process: positive regulation of transcription by RNA polymerase II. NCBI's taxonomy places the organism in Eukaryota, Metazoa, Arthropoda, Insecta, Coleoptera, Curculionidae. Gene Ontology annotation, molecular function: transcription factor binding; transcription coregulator activity. The record is from RefSeq and is a predicted model, not a curated record. The transcript has 4 exons. Gene Ontology annotation, cellular component: mediator complex.
CACAACUUAUAAAUUUGUCAACUAAACAAGAAAGUGUCAGAAAGACGCGAAUUGCUGAGUUAGUUCGUUUUUUGCAAAAACGAUGAGGUUGUAAGAUGAUGGGCGAUCAGUUUCGGAAAGUAGAACAAUAUUCGCCAAAAUCGUCUCCGAGGGGGGCCCGGUCUCCCGUUGUUUCUCGUCAAGAUUCGUCCGGAACCCUCAAAACGACCAUCUUGCUAGGAAAAAACCCCUCCAUCGUCCCUAGUGGACCCUUUUACCUUCUAAAGGAGCCGCCAGGAGAAUCGGGGAUUACUGGCGCUACGAACUUAAUGGCCUACUAUGGACUCGAACAUUCUUACAGUAAAUUUAGCGGAAAGAAGUUAAAAGAACAGCUUUCUUCGUUCCUUCCCACACUCCCAGGAGUAAUAGAUUCCCCUGGUCAGAGUGAUAAUAGUUCACUGAGAAGCGUUAUAGAAAAACCACCUGUUGGAGGUAAAGAUUUAUUACCAUUAAGUAGUGCACAACUAGAAGGAUUCAGAUUACAUCCUGGUCCAUUACCUGAACAGUACCGAUACGCCAACGCCACACCGAUAAAGAAGCACAAAAACAAACAUAAAAAGCACAAACACAAAGAGGGCGGACCUCCAUCGACAGAAACUCCGAUAACGGACGCGGGCGGCGAUACCCACGAGAAGAAGCACAAAAAACAAAAGAGGCACGACGAGGACAAAGAGAGGAAGAAGAGGAAAAAGGAGAAGAAAAGAAAGAAACAGAAACACAGUCCGGAGCACAGUGGGGGCGGGCUAACUCCCAGCCAACACUCGAGUUAAAUUCAACAAGAAACUGUGUAAAAAAUAAGUUAUUAAGUGCAAGGGACUGAAAGUUACUUGAAAAAAAGUGAGGUGUCAAAGUGGGUUAAGCUUAAUAUUGAUCCUAAACAGUAAUAUUAUCGAUAUAUGGUAUGUCUUUACAAGAGGAAAAUCUUUUUUAUUAUUAACUUCCUGGAAAAAUGCAUUCUCCAUAAAAAAAAGUUCCUUGUUCUAAAAUGGUUAAUCCCGUUUAUAAUUCUUCAAAUUUCCAUAUAAUUUUAGAGAAAAAUAAAAAAAAUAACAUAAUACAGUUGGGAGUCCUAAAAAUAAAAGCAUUUCUGUGGUAAUAUAACUUCAUUUUUAUUGGAUAGAUGGUUUUUAACCAGUAGCCUAUGACUUUAAACAUCAAGCGAUGUAAAACUAUAUCUGGCCAUGUCAUAUUGCCAUUAGAUAUCACUUAAAUUAGAGAUGUAUUAUUAUUUAUAUAAUUAAAUUCACUUUAUAAAGUUUUCGCAGCAGUAUUUAUAAUAUACAAAAUUCAAAUAAUUAGUUUUUUGGCAAAAGGAAAUAAACUGUCUGAUGAUUUGACAUUUAAUGUCAAAGGAAGCUAGAUAAAAUCAAGAAAAAAUAUGCUUUAAAACUAAAUCUUAAAUAACUAAAAAACGAUUUAUUUUAGGUAUAGGAACAUAU